UCUCUGCCAAUCCCUCCACUGACUUCCAUUCAGUGUCCUCCACCCCUCUCUGCCAAUCCCUCCACUGGCCUACACUCAGUGUCCUCCACCCCUCUCCGCCAAUCCCUCCACUGACUUCCAUUCAAUGUCCUCCACCCCUCUCUGCCAAUCCCUCCACUGGCCUCCACUCAGUGUCCUCCACCCCCCUCUGCCAAUCCCUCCACAGACUUCCAUUCAAUGUCCUCCACCCCUCUCUGCCAAUCCCUCCACUGGCCUCCACUCAUGUCCUCCACCCCUCUCUGCCAAUCCCUCCACUGGCCUCCACUCAGUGUCCUCCAUCCCUCUCUGCCAAUCCCUCCACUGGCCUCCAUUCUGUGUCCUCCUUCCCUCUCUUCCAAUCCCUCCACUGGCCUCCACUCAGUGUCCUCCAUCCCUCUCUGCCAAUCCCUCCACUGGCCUCCAUUCUGUGUCCUCCUUCCCUCUCUUCCAAUCCCUCCACUGGCCUCCACUCAGUGUCCUCCACCCCUCUCCGCCAAUCCCUCCACUGACUUCCAUUCAAUGUCCUCCACCCCUCUCUGCCAAUCCCUCCACUGGCCUCCACUCAGUGUCCUCCACCCCUCUCUGCCAAUCCCUCCACAGACUUCCAUUCAAUGUCCUCCAUCCCUCUCUGCCAAUCCCUCCACUGGCCUCCACUCAGUGUCCUCCACAUCUCUCCGCCAAUCCCUCCACAGACUUCCAUUCAAUGUCCUCCACCCCUCUCUGCCAAUCCCUCCACUGGCCUCCACUCAGUGUCCUCCACCCCUCUCUGCCAAUCCCUCCACAGACUUCCAUUCAAUGUCCUCCACCCCUCUCUGCCAAUCCCUCCACUGGCCUCCACUCAGUGUCC
This is a messenger RNA of Staurois parvus, 865 nucleotides long. NCBI's taxonomy places the organism in Eukaryota, Metazoa, Chordata, Amphibia, Anura, Ranidae. The record is from the annotation of a GenBank genome assembly.